Messenger RNA from Parnassius mnemosyne (clouded apollo), 1094 nucleotides. The record is from the annotation of a GenBank genome assembly. Lineage: Eukaryota; Metazoa; Arthropoda; Insecta; Lepidoptera; Papilionidae.
AGUCGACUUGUGCGCGUCGCGGGGCUAGUGCGUGCGCCAAUGUUAUGUUCACAUGGAAUAUUGACGCUAAACAUAUAUAAAAUGAGCUAAAAAAGAAGGAAUCUUCAAUGAAAAUCUAUGAGCUUUCUUCAUCCCGGGAAACCACGCCAGUCCCUUUUGUUAACGAUGGAGAGUUUGGAUCAGAUGCUGAUUACGGCCCAAUUGCUGAUAAUGAUGACGACAGCGACUGUGACAUAGGCAUUUCGCAGUUUGAGCGGGGCAAACAGCGCAAAAAGUCAUUAUUGCAUGUCAAAAAGAGUACUUGUUCCAAUUUACGAACUGGUUCUGUUGUUAGAUCUACAUCGGAUUCUGCAUCAGAAAAUUCUUAUAACACCACAGACGAUUCAGAGUAUUCUAGUUAUGAAAGCAUUUUUGACUCUUAUAAACGAAAAUGUAGUGACGUCUUAGGACGUCAGCGCAAUAUAUUUCAAUACUAAUAUUAUCAGUUAUUGCACAGCGUCAUUAGACGUCGCUUUAGUUUGUAUGAAAAAAUUAUGUGCAAUAUCACAUAGAGCUACUAUAUUGAAGUGUGUGCAUGAACGUGUUAAAUGAUAGCUAUGGUACAAAAUUACUAAAUUUAAAGGAUAGUGGUGGAGCCAAGUGGCUGAGCUUUUGAGCUUUUGCUGUCGCAUCGAUGGGCCGGCUCGAACUGUUGUGGUACCAUGACCUCACAGAAUACCUUGUGUAGAAUAAUACCUGGUGGCCAACCCAUUCGUGCUACAACUAAUAUAUAACUACCCAGCUAUAUAGAUGGCUUAAUUCCGUUAUAUGAGCGAUAGCUACAGUUUAAUGUAUAUAAAUAGUGCCACGGCAAUUUAUCGACAGUAAAGCGAACGCUACCGGCUAUCGCGAACGAGUUUACGCAACAGAUGUAGUUAAUUGAAAUGAAAAUAAGUAAUAAAAGAUUGUUGUAUGUUAUUAUUAUUUGAAAUAAUUAAUUGUUGACUGUUAUGUAUUAAUUUUAUUACUAUACUCUGUAUUUAUUUUAUUAUUUAAUGAAUAAUGUUUGUGUGCACAUAAUAUGGGAUUCGAGAUAUUAAAAAUAACUGAAUUUU